Molecule: messenger RNA, 1345 nt
Organism: Camponotus floridanus (Florida carpenter ant)
Lineage: Eukaryota; Metazoa; Arthropoda; Insecta; Hymenoptera; Formicidae
Product: peptidyl-prolyl cis-trans isomerase FKBP8
Exons: 5
Coding region: 120-1262 (380 amino acids)
Molecular function (GO): protein binding; peptidyl-prolyl cis-trans isomerase activity
Source: RefSeq, a predicted model, not a curated record
UCAAUGUCUUCCAGUGUAACUUUCCAGUAGUUUCUUGAGUCCUGACUUCUUGAGUGAUUUAGUCUUGUUCAGUUUCAUUCUUUAUCAUUUUCAAUCUUGCGUGACAAAUCGCGUUUCCAAUGUCCGUUGAUAAAUUCGCACAGAAGGAGAUGGACGAGAGUAUGCAACAAGGAGGAACACAGGCUGAUUUUAUUCGUGAGGAAUUAAAUUUUAAUAUUGAUACUGAGGAUCCGAUGACAAAAGCUUCUUUAAAUGAUCAUCUUGUGGACGAAUGGGUAGAUAUAUUGGGUAACGGUCAAUUGAAAAAGAAAAUCAUAAAAAAAGGUAAAGAUGGAACACGACCAAACAGAGGUGAAAUAUGUACGUUAAACAUUACUGGAAAACUUGAGGAUAGUAACAUAGUAGAAGAAUAUGAAAAUCUUGUGAUACAAUUGGGAGAUAUGGAAGUGAUACAGGGAUUAGACUUAGCAAUUGCAUUGAUGGAUGUAGAUGAAGUUGCUGAAAUCAUAGUUGAUCCUAGAUUUGCUUAUGGAAAGCAAGGAAAAAAACCUAUACCACCUGAUGCCACUAUUACAUAUAUGGUUGAAUUGAAAGCAGUAGAGUUAGAGCCUGAGAUAGAAACAUUAAGUAUUAGUCAAAGAAGAGAAAUAAGCAAUAAAAAACGUGAACGCGGAAAUUGGUGGUUUGUUCGAAUGGAGUUGCCUUUUGCAAUACAAUGUUAUCGGAGAGCGUUAGAAUAUUUGUCAUCAGCAAAAAGUAAUACAAAUCAAAAUGAGGAGGAAGACUCAUUUAGCGAUGCUGAGUUACAAAUUUUACUAGAGGAUCGCAUAAAAGUACACAAUAAUUUAGCAGCUGCAUUGAUUAAAACAGAAGCCUAUGAUGCAGCUUUAGAAAAUGUGGAACAUGUUUUGAGAUGUCAACCACAAAAUGUCAAAGCAUUAUUUAGGAAAGGAACAAUAUUGAGACUCAAAGGGGAAUAUGCAAAAGCUUACGCAAUCUUCACAGAAAUGCAAAGAUUAAAUCCAGAAAUGAAAAUAUGUACUACAGAAUUAAUAACUUUGAAAGAUAAACUGUCGAAGGAUGCAAAAAAAGAAAAGCACUUAUAUCGUAAAAUGUUAGGUGUAGUUGAAGAUACUAAAAAUUCAUCAAAGAAUGUGAAACCAGAUGAUAAAAAAAAGUUUACUAAGGGAAUUUUUUGGACAUUAGUUGGGGCAGCGUCUGUUGCUGCUGUUAGCAUAUUUGUUCACAAAUUUAUUUCAUGAAAAAAAGGUACAAAUAAAGAAAUCAGUAAUGAAAUAUUAUUAAAUUCUUUAUGUUUAAAAAAUAAAGUGGGAGUUGGCACUAU